AUGGGCUUAUUACUGACAGGGAUUUCACCACGUGCAACACGAGUUUUGUUUGAUAGUGAAUUCCAUCCUUCCUGUUUAGAUGCAUCCCUGAAGAAGGAGACUAAGAAACUGAGAGACUUGAAAGACAAAAAAAAUAUAAACCAGCGGCAAUGGGAUUUGCUAUUUCCUAGGAAACCGGAUGUUCCAAAGUCGGACAACUUUGAUGUAACUUUGAUGAUAACAUUACUGAGAAAUCUCACCAAUUUAAGUGAACCACAAAAAGGAUAUGACCACCUGCCUAGUCCUACUGAAAUAACCACAGCUUCAGAUUUGGCGAGAAUAAAGUAUUACAGGAACUACCUAGCCCAUUUGGAGAACAGCACAGUAGAUAAUGUUAUUUUUACUUCUGCCUGGGAAGACACGAGUCAGGCUAUUGGUAGAUUAGGCGGACAACAUAUGCAAAAGGAAUGUGAUGAGUUAAAAACUAAAGUUCUUGAUCAAACAAAUAAAGAAAUCAUUUUGGAAAUCAAACACUCACAAAAUGAGAUUGAGGAAUUAAAAUGGCUGCUGAAGAAAACAAAAGAAGAACUAUUGACUAGAAUUGACGAGGUGCCACCAAAACACAUUCAAGACUGGAAAAAGAAAAAUAAGAUGUUUGUCACCACGAGGGCCAGUGAUUACGUCAUUCAAUGUUUACAGAAGAACAGUUGCGUGUCCAUAACAGCACCACCAGGAGUUGGGAAAUCAUUUAUUGCUAGGCAUGCAGCACUAGUUUUACAACAGGAACAAUACAAAAUAAUACCAGUCUAUUCACCAACAGACAUAAGAGAUUAUCAUCAACCUGGUAAACGGACAUGUUUCAUUAUAGAUGAUAUUUGCGGAAAUUUCAUUGCCGACCGUCAACAAAUUGAGAACUGGAAACAACAGUUACCUGUGAUAAACAAAAUCAUUGCAGACAAACACUGUAAGAUUAUUGUAUGUUGUAGGUUACAAAUUUAUAAAGACGAUAAAUUUAAAAUAUUAUCCCCCUUUAUGUCUUGUGAAUGUAACUUAAUAUCAGAUGACUUAAGUCUUACAGCUAAAGAGAAAACAAAAAUGGUAGAUAUUUAUAUUGGUACAAAAGGUAAGAAUCUUAAUAAAGUUGAAAAGCAUCAUGACUUUUUUCCACUUUUAUGUUAUCUUUGUCAUAAAAAGAAAGACGCAAAUGUCUAUGAUUUUUUUAGAAACCCAUUUGCAAUCUACGAAAAUGACUUAGACAAUUUGAGUAGAAAUGGAAAAGAAGGAAAACAUAAAGUUUGCAGUCUUGCUUUGUGUGUUUUGUUUAAUAAUCGACUUAAGGAAAAAUGGUUCCAGGGUAAAGUUACAGAUGAACAACGACAGAUCCUAGAAGAUACAUGCGAGGCUUGUAGAUUGAACAGAGGUACACCCAAGGCAGUACUUAAAGAUGCACUAGACACUUUAGAUGGUACAUUUAUUGGUAAACAGAAUGGAGUUUAUAGUACCAUACAUGAUAAACUAUUUGACUUCAUUGCUUUUCAUUUUGGUAAAACAAUGAUUGAAUGUUUAAUAGAUCAUGGGAAUAUAAAUUUAGUCAAUGAACGUUUCAUCUGGCAGAAAUCACACGAUGACAAAAAGGAAAAUAUAGAUUUCAUUAUCCAAAUACCAGAUGACUAUCUAGAUUCAUAUUUAAAAAAGUUGGUUGAAAUAUGGUCAGCAGGAAGGGUGGUAUUAGUAAUCAAUAAUGCUAAUCUGGAAGUAACAAUAUUUAGACAACGGUUAUUGCAGUACUUACGUCAAAUGGACAAGUCUCAACAACUAUCAUUAAGCAAUAUCAAAGACGAAUGGAAACCAGGUAUUACGCCAUUGAUAUUAACUUGCUAUCAGGGUUAUAAAGAUAUGGUACUUUGGAUAUUAGAUAAUGAGGCAGAUGUAAAUCAAUGUGACAAAGUAAGGACUAUUGAUCUGUUCGAAGCUUGGUUACAUAAAUUUUCUUACAUAUUAAUGUCGGUGCAUCAAUGGACCAACCAUGUUAAUCUAGAUGACAUUAGUUGUUUUACUCCUCUUUUCCUAGCCGUUGUUCUGGGACGUACUAAUAUAUUGCAGGAGCUUUUGCUAAAGAAUGCCAAUGUUGAUCUUUGUUUCAAUUGGGGCUUUAGUACUUUUCUUAGCGCACAGCAAAAUGAAAAUAAUGAAAGGUUGAGUAUGCUGAUGCAGGGGAGCCCUGACAAAUGCAUUUUAAAUGGUCGUUGUCCUUUGUCCGUAGCUAGCAUGCAAGGAAAUGUUGAUAUAGUAAGGUUGCUGUUAGAAAAACAUCCUACAGUUGAUCUACGUGACAAUGAGGGGAUGACUGCACUGUUCAUUGCAUGUUGGAAGGGGCAUACCACUAUUGUGAGUAUGUUAUUAGAAAAGGAUUCAAAUGUUGAUUUAUGUAACAAGUAUGGAAAUACUCCACUGAUUAUCGCAAGUCAGGAAGGACAAACUGAUAUAGUUAGGCUGCUGUUAGAAAGAAACCCAAAUAUUGACCUGUGUAACUGUUACGGGGUGAAUGCACAAUACGUUGCAUGUUAUUACGGGCACACUGCCAUUGUGAUCAUGUUAUUAGAAAAGCAUCCGAAUGUUGAUAUAUGUAAUAAAUACGGACGUUGCUGCAUGCACCGGAGGAUUACUACUUUGGAAAUUACAACAGACACAAGGUCGAUAGAAAGGAACUUUGUUGCUGGUCGAUUAAAUAAUUGCAAUAUUAUUGAACCGUCCAACGCAUGUUUAGAAAAAAGGUAUACUACUUUUAUGAGUGUAUCACUUAACAGUUUAUAUGUUGAUUCAUGUCACAAAUAUGGACGUAGUUCUCUGCAUAUACCAACUGAGAAUAUUGCUAGUAAAGAAAAUGAUAUAUAUAGUUUGUUAGUGAACCCUAAUGUUGAUAUAUGUAACAUGAAUUCUGUCACUGCACUGUACAUUGCAAGUUAUUUUGGGUAUUCAACUAUUGUGAGUGCGUUAUUAGAGAAGAAUUCUAAUGUUGAUCUAUGUAGCAUGAAUGGAUGUAGUCCUCUGUAUAAAGCAUGUCAGUGUAGACAUAUUGAUGUAGUAAAGUUGUUGUUAGAAAAGAACCCCAAUGUUGAUCAACAAGACAUACAUGGCUUUAGUCCUCUGUUAUUGGCUAGUCAGAAUGGGUUUGUGGAUAUAGUGCGGUUGUUGUUAGAGGCGAACCCUGAUGUUAAUCUGUGUAACAAGGGUGGAUGUAGUGCUCUGUUAUUAUCAAGUCAGUGUGGACAUACAGAUAUAGUGAUGUUGCUGUUGGAGAUGAGUCCUUCUGUUGAUCAAUGUGACAGUCAUGGUAAUAGUCCUUUAUUAUUUGCAAGUCAGAAUGGAUUUACAGACAUAGUUAGGUUGCUGCUACAGCGGAAUCCUAACGUCGAUCAAUGUAAUAUUGAUGGCGUUAGUCCUCUGUUCAUAGCAAGUCACAAUGGAUUCACUGAUAUAGUAAGGUUAUUGUUAGAGAUGAACCCUAAUGUUGAUAUAUGUGACUUUAAAGGUGUUAGCCCUCUGUUUGUAGCUAGUCAAAAGGGAUUUACUGAUAUAGUUAGGUUGCUAUUAGUGAAGAACCCUAAUGUUAAUGUAUGUACCAAUGAUGCCGGUAAUCCUCUAUUAUUUUCAAGUCGUCGUGGGUAUACUGGUAUAGUGAGGUUGCUGAUAGAGGGGAAUGCUAAUGUUGAUCAAUGUGACAUAAUUGGCAAUAGUCCUCUGUUAAUGGCAAGUUAUAAUGGGUUUGUGGAUAUAGUGAGGAUGCUGUUAGAGAGGAGUGCUGAUGUUAAUCUAUGUAACAAUGAGGGUUGUAGUCCACUGUUAUUAGCAAGUCAGUAUGGACAUAUUGAUAUAGUGAAGUUAUUGUUAAAGAGAAGGCCUAAUGUAGAUCUAUGUAACACACAUGGCGUUAGUCCUCUGUUAUUUCCAAGUCAAAAUGGAGAUACUGAUAUAGUAAGCUUACUGUUAGAGAUGAACCCUAAUGUUGAUCUAUGUAAUCAUGAUGGCUUUAGUCCUCUGUUAUUAUCAUGUCAGAAUGGACAUACUGAUAUAGUAAUGUUGCUGUUAGAGAGGAACCCUAAUGUUGAUCUAUGUAAUCAUUAUGGCUGUAGUCCUCUGUUAAAAGCAAGUCUGAAUGGAUUUACCGAUGUAGUGAGGUUGCUGUUAGAGAAGGGGGCAAAUGUAAAUCUAUGUGCAAAUAAUGGCUUCAGUCCUCUGUUAGCAGCAAGUCAGAAUGGAAAUACUGAUAUUAUGAGGUUGUUGUUAGAGAGGGACCCCAAUGUUGAUCAAUGUAACAAAGGUGGAUGUAGUCCUCUGUUAUUAGCCAGUCAGAACGGAUAUACUGAUAUAAUAAAGUUGUUGUUACAGAGGAACUCUUGUGUUGAUCUAUGUAACAAGGAUGGUUGUAGUCCUCUUUUACUCGCAAGUCAAAGCGGACAUUCUGAUAUAGUGAGGUUGCUUUUAGAGAAGAACCCAAAUAUUGAUUUACGUAACAAUGAUGGGAUAAAUGCACUGUUCAUUGCAUGUUCCACCGGGGAUUCUUCUAUUGUUAGCAUGAUAUUAGAGAAGAACCCGAAUUGUGAUCUCUGUACCAAAGAUGGCUUUACACCACUGACAUAUGCAUGUUCACUAAACACACUAAAUAUGGUCCAGUUAUUAAUUAAACAUAAACAGGACACCAAUAUUCAGACAAAUGAUGGUGGUAAUGCUUUAUUUUUUAGUGCAAGGAAUGGAAAUUUAGAAAUAACUCAGUUACUGUUAGAGAACAAUGCUUACUGUGACAUUUGUAUCUACAGCAAACAGCGUAUAACAGAUACAUUCAGUAACCAUCCAAGGAAAACAUUAGACCAAGUCAAACAACUAUUAUUUGAUAGCCUUGCCGAGAAUGAGUCAUCGAAUGUAAAGGAUCAUGUCAAGAUGAAGUCAGUAGAUUAUGCUUUUGACGUUGUAGCUGGUUCUUCUCCAUUACACAUUGCAUGUUUCAUUGGUUGGAAACAUGUAGUCAGUUGUCUUUUGGACUACAAAGCUAACAUCAAUUUGACAAAAGAAGAUGGUACCACACCAUUGUUUUAUGCUAGUGACCUAGGCCAUGAGGAUAUUGUACGUUUAUUGUUAGAAAAAGGAGCAGACACAGACACGUGUAGACAAGACGGAAAAUCUCCUUUAAACAUUGCAACAGAUAAUGGACAUCAAUCUGUGAUAAUGAUGAUAAAGAAACACAAAAAGGAUUAG
Messenger RNA from Mytilus trossulus (common blue mussel), 5232 nucleotides. Its product is annotated as serine/threonine-protein phosphatase 6 regulatory ankyrin repeat subunit C-like. Gene Ontology annotation, molecular function: protein binding. The coding region runs from base 1 to 5232 and encodes 1743 amino acids. The record is from RefSeq and is a predicted model, not a curated record. The transcript is spliced from 5 exons. NCBI's taxonomy places the organism in Eukaryota, Metazoa, Mollusca, Bivalvia, Mytilida, Mytilidae.